UCAAUACUAUCAAUGUUACCAAUUUUAUUUAUCCCAUUGUUUAUUGUUGUUGUCGGCGGUAAUCACGCGGUUGUCGGCAAUUAUAGUCAACUCAAUACACCGUUAUGUGGAUUACGACGGGUCAGGCAUUCAAUAGACAGUGAUUGUCUGGUUUGGCAUCACAUGGAGACACCCAGUCUAACACAUGCUAGAAAUGGUACACUGGGUGAUGCACCAUGGACAGUUUUAAUUACUGUUAUUACACUUAAUGAGUUUAAAUGGCUUUCAUGUACUGGAACAAUUAUAUCAUCAAAAUGGAUAUUGUCUGCCGCCCAUUGUUUUAAAGAUGAACUCAAAGUCAAUGUUUUUCGGGUUUAUUUCGGUUAUAACUAUACCUACAAUCAAGUGACACAAUUAAACAAUUAUCGUUUAGUCAAACAUUAUUAUAUACAUCCAAACUAUAAUAACGUAGAUCCUUCUGUUUAUGAUAUCUGUCUACUUGAGCUGCAAACAGAGAUACCGGUGCAAACUGAUGGCGAUUAUUAUGUAACAAACUCGAUAUGUUUGCCGGCCAGGAAUGUUAGGCCAACCGAUUCCGAAUAUCUAUUGAUGGCUGGCUAUGGUAUACCCUAUACUACUGUCAAUAAUAUACCCAUACAGUUUAGUGUACGUCAAACUAUUGUACCCAACAAUGACAACAACACUUUUAUGAAACAUAAAUCAAUUAAUGAUGGAUUAGUUUGUAUUGGUGAUUCCGGGGCCGGUUUGUGGCAAUAUGUGGAUGAAAAGGCUGUCCUAAUCGGUGUACACUCUAAUAGUCCAAAUAAAAAAGCAAACAAUUGUUCCGUUCAUCCAAACAUUGGUAACGCCGUCCAAGUGUCCAAACAUAUCGAUUGGAUAAUCAAUUACAUACAUUGA
Molecule: messenger RNA, 897 nt
Organism: Oppia nitens
Lineage: Eukaryota; Metazoa; Arthropoda; Arachnida; Sarcoptiformes; Oppiidae
Product: serine protease 28-like
Exons: 5
Coding region: 13-897 (294 amino acids)
Biological process (GO): proteolysis
Molecular function (GO): serine-type endopeptidase activity
Source: RefSeq, a predicted model, not a curated record